ACAUCUCAUCCCAAGACAACUCAUCCCAAGACAUCUCAUCCCAAGGCAACUCAUCCCAAGACAACUCAUCCCCAAGACAAGUCAUCCCCAAGACAAGUCAUCCCAAGACAUCUCAUCCCUAGACAUCUCAUCCCAAGACAACUCAUCCCAAGACAUCUCAUCCCAAGACAACUCAUCCCCAAGACAUCUCAUCCCAAGACAACUCAUCCCAAAGACAUCUCAUCUCAAGACAUCUCAUCCCCAAGACAUCUCAUACCAAGACAAGUCAUCCCAAGACAUCUUAUCCCAAGACGACUCAUCCCCAAAACAUAUCAUCCCAAGACAACUCAUCCCAAGACAACUCAUCCCAAGACAACUCAUCCCAAGACAUCUCAUCCCAAGACAUCUCAUCCCAAGACAACUCAUCCCCAAGACAACUCUUCCCAACUUGAAAUAUAACAUAAUUU
This is a messenger RNA of Owenia fusiformis, 446 nucleotides long. The record is from the annotation of a GenBank genome assembly. NCBI's taxonomy places the organism in Eukaryota, Metazoa, Annelida, Polychaeta, Sabellida, Oweniidae.